Molecule: messenger RNA, 2320 nt
Organism: Calypte anna (Anna's hummingbird)
Lineage: Eukaryota; Metazoa; Chordata; Aves; Apodiformes; Trochilidae
Gene: PEX11G
Product: peroxisomal biogenesis factor 11 gamma
Exons: 5
Coding region: 112-813 (233 amino acids)
Biological process (GO): peroxisome fission
Cellular component (GO): peroxisomal membrane
Source: RefSeq, a predicted model, not a curated record
CCGCCAUUGCUCAACAGGCUUCAGCCGGGCCGCUAGGCCGCGUCGCCAUGGCGACGAGACCGCCUCCUUCCCGUCGUGCCCCGCGCCGCGCCCCAUCCCGGAAGCGUUGCUAUGGCGGCGGACGCGCUCCGCGGCCUGGUGGCCGCACUCGAGAGUUACCGCGGGCGCGACCGGGUGGUGCGCGCUCUCUGCUAUGGCUGUCAGCUGGCGGGCGGAGCGCUGGCCGGGCCGCAGGAAUCUCCGACCGGGCUGCCCGGGGGUCUCUUGGCCGCCUCGGCCCAGCUGAGCGCCUGCCGCACGGCCCUGCGCCUCUUGGAUGACUUCGCCAUGCUCAGCUACAGCUGCGGCUACGGGUUGGGCCCUAAGGAUGAGGAUGGGCUGGUGCGGGGGCUCUCGGUGCUCUGCAACUUGGCCAACCAGCUGUACUACCCCUGCGAGCACGUGGCGUGGGCAGCUGACGUGGGCAUCAUCCGGGGGGAAUCUCGGAAGUGGUGGGUGCUGAGCACGGUGUUCUGGGCCCUUUCCCUGCUCGUGGGGAUCCUGAGAUCACUGAGAGUCUUGUUCCAGUUGAGGAGAAAGCUGAGGCAGCACAAGGGGACAUCCUCAGCUCAGAGCCAAAAGGAGGUGAUGAAAGGCCAGGUGAAGGCUGAAGUUCUGAGCAUCCUUGCAGACGUGGCAGAUCUCUCCAAUGCCAUUCACUGGCUGCCUCCUGGGUUUCUUUGGGCUGGCUGCUUUCCUCCGUGGUUAGUAGGCCUGCUGGGAACCAUAUCCUCCCUGAUUGGUAUCUACCAAGCAUCUAGAGGAGGAAAUUAAACUGUAAUCAAGCUUCAAAGAGCCUGAUUUUCACAUGGUUAAAAACAUCUUCAGUGAGGCAGGGUGUAUUUUAGCUCUCCUGGGUGUCACUGGCUGUAAUUCCACACAGCUGGGACUGGAGCCAAGAUGUUGAUUACAGAGAGGAUUGUUUGCAAUUAACAUUUUUCUAUCACUCUUCAUCAGAGAAAUCUUUCAGGUGAAUGUUGGGAAAAAUCAGGACUGGUAAAAAAAAGAGGAGGAAAAAGGCACUUCCACCCUUCCUUCUUGUAUCCCAAAAGACAAACACAACCCUCCAGUCACAGGAACCAUCAGAAAAUCAGCACUAGGAGGAGAAACACCCAGAGCUGUGGCACACAAACCUCCCAAGGGACAAAUCCAGGCUUUGUGCUUGUCCCUCUUCUGCCCCAGGGAGGUGCCAGGUACUGUGGGAGCUUCCCCAUGGGAUGGUUUGAGCCCAGAGGUGAAGUGGUGACAUUGUGCCCAUUGUGGAGGAGAGGGGGAAGCAGCUGUACACGGUGCCUUGGGAAGCUUUCUGCCUGUCUGUGUGCUCUUUUUAAGGAGAAACACUGGAAGUUGAGAGUUCCUGGUUAAAACAAAGCCUCCGUCUGUGCCUUUACGGAAUGCCAGCGGGUGGAGCUCUUCCACCGGGCUCUGGCAGCAGCCAAAGGACUUUUUUUUUUUCUUUUUUCUUUUUUUUUAAUUAUUUUAAAUUUUUCUUUAAAGAAAGCAACAACUUUACUAAUCACCUUUCAAAGGACCAAUCAACCCGAUGCCAAGAUGAGUUUUACACUUCUGUUUCUAGGCGGUGCCACGAAUAAAGGAGACAAAUGCUUCAAAGGUGGCCUUAAGAGUGAUCAUUCCUCCUGAUAACACAGCAAGAGUUCUUUAUCUGCUUCCAGAGAGCUCCAAACGGUGCUGAGGUGACAGAAACCAGUUGUGCUGUGCAGGCUGCAGCUCCCAAGCUCUUUCCAGCCUUCCAUCUCCCAAAAUUCUUCCCAGCACCUGACUGCCCACUGUGGAAAAGCACCUUCAGGACAGGGUUCUGCCCCAGCUCUGGGUUCUGGUGGAGCAGGAUUGAACCCACCACGCUUGCUCUCUUUUUUUGUGGUGUUGUUUUUGGCACAGACAUGGGGAAACCACCUUCUGCCUGUGUUGUAAGAGCAGCCUGAGGCCUUGAUCCUCAUUCUCCUUUGCAGUGUCCUUGCUGUUUAUCUGGACCUUGGCCCUGCAGAGCUCCAGCUCGGUUGCAGCAGACGCCUUCCUGUCUGUGCUCAGCUUUUGGUGUCAGAUUUACAGGUUUUGGUACAACUCGGAGUGUGGGCAAGUGUUAUCUGGGAAAAGACUGCUUGUUUUUUGCUCUGCCUUUGUGUCUGAGCAAGCUGAGCACGGGGAGUCCUGCGUAGGUACAGCUGUAGCUCUGCUCCUGUCACCAUCUGCUGUGGCUCCUGGGGGUGUUUUUAAAUAAAAAAAACCAGAUUCUGUCACUUUGAACUUCAUUAAACCAUUC